This is a messenger RNA of Candida albicans SC5314, 639 nucleotides long. RefSeq lists its product as uncharacterized. Lineage: Eukaryota; Fungi; Ascomycota; Pichiomycetes; Serinales; Debaryomycetaceae. Gene Ontology annotation, molecular function: protein binding. Bases 1 to 639 code for a protein of 212 amino acids. The transcript has a single exon. The record is from RefSeq and is a predicted model, not a curated record.
AUGCUGGAAAUAACCAAACUAACUCAAGAGGAAAUGGAUGUGGUAAUAUACGAUUCUAGAGUAGGGGAUCUAGAAACAUUACAGGAAAUUUUUGAUUUAGAAAAAUUGAUAACUCCAAAGACAUUAACUAUAAUCAAAGACGAUAUCACUUUAAGUACACCAUUACAUAUGGCUGCAGCUAAUGGACAUUUACCUGUGGUUAAAUAUUUGAUACUGCUCUUAGAGAAAGACGAUGUCAAACAGCUCCUUGAAGCAAAGAAUGAGAAUGGAAACACUGCUUUACAUUGGGCAUCCUACAAUGGGCAUUUGGAGGUGGUUGAAUACUUGGUAGAGGAAGUAAAUGCAGACCCAUUUAUCAAAAACAAUUCUGGACAUGAUUGUAUUUAUGAAGCUGAACUGGGUGGACAAACUGAAGUUGAGAAUUGGUACUUGAAGAAAUUUACUCCUGAAGAUGCCUUCGAUGUGCAAGAAAACGAAGCUGAAGGAACAACUAAAAUUACCUAUCAGCCAGGUAAGGAAAGUAAAUUGGCAGAUGACCAGGCCAGAGAUGCUGUGUUUAAAUCCAAAUUGGACAAUACAAGCACUGAAGGUGACAGUUUAGAACAAAAGACCCAAGCCUUGAACAUAGAUGAGCAAUAG